AUGGCGUAUACAGAAGAAGAUUUACAAGAAGUAAUUAAAAUAUACAAAGAAAGUUUAGAGUCUGGGAAUCGAAUUUCCUAUAAUAAAUUAGGUAAAAGAUUUAAUAUACCUAGUCAUACUAUUAGAAGUCGAAUAAAUAAACCUUCAACAAAACCAAGGCCACCUCCCAAACAACUGAUUUUAACUCUUUCAAUGCAAAAUGAAUUGAGAGAAUGGCUUUAUCAAGGUAUAAUACACAAGGAAAUUAAUUGCUCAAAGGAAGUUAUAAGACAAAAUGCUGAAUAUAUUUAUAAACGUGAAUUUCCAAAUGGUAAAGUAACACAAGAUGAUAUUAAAAUUUUCAUUGAAGGAGAUUAUUUUUUAAAGAGUGAAUUAUCUGAUCGAAAUUGUCGUUCAAAAGGGAGUUUAACUAUACGUGAAAAAAGAAAUGAUCCUUAUUUUAGGUUAUUACCAGACUUUGAUGAAACAUUUAUGAAACCAAUAAUUGACCAAUGGCAUUUUUAUGUAAGUGAUUGGAUUUUUAAAAAUAAUGUACCAGCAAAUAGGAUAUAUAAUUUGGAAGAAAUAUGUUUCGAUAUAACUAAUGGUGUACUGCAACUACAAACUAAAUAUGUGGAUGAAGAAGAUGUUUUUGUAUCAAGGUAUGAAAAAUGGAAUUUAUUAACUUCUAUAUUGAUUAUAUCUUUAAGUGGUGAAAUUUUACCACCAGUCAUAAUACAUAAAAGAGAAAAUAUAAAUUCAAAUCAUGUUAAUGAGAAUAAUAAUAACCCUACAAAUUGGUUAUAUGGUACUACAAAUUCCGGUUGGACUACAUCUCAAUUACUUUUAACAUUGUUAAAAAAUCAUUUAACAAAAUUAAUGGAUGCUGGUAAAGAUAAACCACCAAUUGGAUUAAUUUUAAAUGGAAAUGUUCUGCACAAAAGUAUAGAAUUUCAAGAUUAUUGUAAACAAAAUAAUAUACAAUUACUUUAUGUACCUACACCUUCAAAAACUAUAGCUCAACCAUGUAAUAAUUUAGUUGAAAACGUAAUAAAGAAACAAUGGCAAGGUUUAAAAACUCCAAUUAAUGAAAUUGAUCCAAAUCUUUCAAAUUAUAAAAAUGAUUUUAUUUAUAAUUAUAAGUUAGCAUUAGAAAAAUUAACACCACCAAUUAUACAAAGUGCAUGGGAAGAAGCUGGCAUUUUAUCCCCUUUGUGA
This is a messenger RNA of Lodderomyces pseudojiufengensis, 1197 nucleotides long. RefSeq lists its product as uncharacterized. The transcript has a single exon. Lineage: Eukaryota; Fungi; Ascomycota; Pichiomycetes; Serinales; Debaryomycetaceae. Gene Ontology annotation, cellular component: nucleus. The record is from RefSeq and is a predicted model, not a curated record. Bases 1 to 1197 code for a protein of 398 amino acids. Gene Ontology annotation, molecular function: DNA binding.